AUGAAAGACUAUGGAAGCACCGGAAACGCCGUUCUACAAGAACAAGAGCACAGUAAGAGAAGGGUUACAGGUCAUCCCUCAAAAGAUUCAACAACAUUUGGAUCACCUUUUCAGAAAGUUCAAUUUGCUGGUGUUGGAAUUCUACUAGCCCUUGCAUGCCCGCUUUUUUACUCCACCCAAACUAUGUUUUUCAAACUCAUUCCGAAUCUCACCAAAGAAACUAUUUUAAUCUACCGUGGAAUUUACAUGACUGCUUUCAGUUGCCCUUUUAUCAUUCACGAUAAACAGUCAUUUUUUCUGAAAAGUCCCAUUCAAUAUUUCAUGGUAGUUGUUAGAGGGUUUGGUGGAACUGGAGCGGCAGUGUUAAUGUACAACUCGCUGAAUUUUCUGCCGCUGGGUGACGCCACCGUCCUAAUGAUGACAGAAACUAUUUUUACAACGCUGCUUGCCUUUAUAAUUCUUCGAGAAAAGGUGGUCUUUAUGGAUAUAUUAGCCAUUAUGAUAGCCAUGACAGGAAUUAUCUUGAUUGCUCGUCCACCGUUUAUAUUUAGCAGCCUAGGAGAGGAUCUGGACCCCAAAGCUCAACUUACUGGCACUUUAUUGGCUCUUGGUAGUGCUGUAUACGAUUUCUUACACAGUGAUCCUUUUAACUCGUUACUGAAAACACUUUCUGGUUUGAACGAAAAGAAUGUUUCAGGAUGGAAUCCGGAACGUUGUUACGAAUCUGUUUGUGAGUGA
Limulus polyphemus (Atlantic horseshoe crab) is the source of this 738-nucleotide messenger RNA. RefSeq names its product solute carrier family 35 member G1-like. The record is from RefSeq and is a predicted model, not a curated record. The transcript has 2 exons. Gene Ontology annotation, cellular component: membrane. Bases 1 to 738 code for a protein of 245 amino acids. Lineage: Eukaryota; Metazoa; Arthropoda; Merostomata; Xiphosura; Limulidae.